This is a messenger RNA of Mucor velutinosus, 1932 nucleotides long. It is a transcript of the gene TAF12, whose product is annotated as Transcription initiation factor TFIID subunit 12. Gene Ontology annotation, cellular component: nuclear chromosome. Bases 1 to 1932 code for a protein of 643 amino acids. Gene Ontology annotation, biological process: positive regulation of transcription by RNA polymerase II; meiotic cell cycle. The record is from RefSeq and is a predicted model, not a curated record. The transcript has 4 exons. Lineage: Eukaryota; Fungi; Mucoromycota; Mucoromycetes; Mucorales; Mucoraceae. Gene Ontology annotation, molecular function: DNA binding; DNA-binding transcription factor activity.
AUGUCUGACAAUGUCAUGAUGACACCUUUGUUCCAUCAAAGAUCGCACUCUAUGCCAGUGGGUCGUACGUUUAUAAACGGAAACCCAGUAAUCACUCACGGCAAUGUUGUUGUGGACGGCGGUGCCCCUCGCACAUUUGACUACAAAAGGUCAUCUCCAUUGAAGCAAGAAGCUACGUCGCAUGCCACCUCCAGCAGCAACCAGCUCACUACAAGCGAGGGAUUUCCUCUGCCCAUCCCCAAAUCACUCACCUCGCAAUUCCGUGCGUCUCCUUUAAAUCAGUCCGCAGCAGCCACUCAUCACAACCACUCUAAAGACGCUCAACAUGACCACGCCACCGCUGCAGACGAUGAAGAAGAGGAUCCUGCCUUUUUUUGUCAGCCAAGGAAUCUGUUGACCCUGUUUGAUUAUCACAAGAAAACUGGCAAUUGCCCCGUCAUCCUAAAUUGCAAAAUGGAUCGAGGUUUUUUCGUAUCUCAAUCACACUGGACAUGCUACCGUCGAAACUACUUUCAAGUUACAGCCUCUCUCACCAUUCCAGGCCAUUCAGAUCAAACCUAUUAUGCAUUACAGCUGAAAUCAGCAACAGUAGAGAAUCGACCUAUCCAGCAGUUCUUUCUUCGUCUCAAAGCCUGCACUUCUAAUACCAGCAAUCCAAAUGAAUCUAGCAACGAAAGCAACAACAGCAGCAAUGCCACUGCUCGGCCUGUUGCGUUGACUCAAAUGACACCAAAACGUGAUAAAGGACCUCAAAGAGAGCCCCCUACAAUACCAAUUACCCCUUCUGAUAGCGUGUAUGGCAACGAGCAAGUUUGUGUUACAUUUGAACGGCUGCAGUUCAGAGUGGCAACUGCAAAUAAUGGAAAACGUAGAGCAUCACAGCAGUAUUUCCGUUUGAUAUUUGAGUUGGUUGCUCAAUUGGAUGAUGCGUCUCAGCAUGUGGUCACUGAAUGCUACUCGUCGCCAUUGGUAGUCAGGGGUCGUAGUCCUGGUCAUUACAGCUCAGAGCCUCAGCGUGAUGUGAGAAAGAAGAGAAGGUUGACACCACCACCAGCACCAACAGCAUCACUAUCAAAGAAGCAGGUCAAGAAGGAAGUGUCUUGUUCUCCAAACAAGCACCAUACGGCUACAUCGCGUGCUGCACAUCCAGCCACGACACCACCCACCCCAUCCUCUGCUGUGCCUGUACCUGUACCUCAACCUCAACAGGAGCAGCAGCAUUAUCAACAUGUUGUCACACUGCCUCCUCCUCAAUAUGUCUAUAACCCACCCUCAUUGGUAGUAGAUACGCAAAGACAACCAAGCAACGAAAACACCUCUUCCUCGUCAUCUGUGCCCACUUCAGCCAAUUCACCCGUAUCCUAUCAUGCACAUCAACAUCACCAGCAGCAACAGCAGCAGCAGAUGAUGCCACAUUUGAUGAAUUCAGCAUUCAACAACAUUCAUGCUCGUUCUCAGAGUGCUAAUGAUUCGGAAAUGUAUGCCAGACAUCGCCAGGGAUUCAAGUAUCAGUCCAUGGUGAAUCAGCAUCAUCAUCAACAACAGCAGCAAGGUCAACAACAAAAUGGUAUGUUUGAUAGCUACAGUGAAGCCAAUAUUGAAAGAGCCCUAAGAGAUUGGCAGCAGCAAGUGCAUCAUCAGAGAACGGACUCUGCUGCUACAUUUGAUUCUUACAUGUCUUCCUCUAAUGAGCAUGACAACAGAUCAAGUACAAGACCAGGCACACCUAUUCCUUACCAUGCUCAACAACAACAGCAGCAGCAAUAUUACAGUCAACCUCCAAAUAGUAGUUGGUCUCCUGCUGCUGUUCAUCCUCCUCCUCCUCCUCUUCCUCCAUCUGCUGCUCCACUUGGUCGCCAUCAUUACGAAGAAAAAUACCAUCCACAACAACAGCAAGAGCUCUCACCUAAAUUGUAUCAACAAUCCAGAUAA